Molecule: messenger RNA, 1946 nt
Organism: Aspergillus steynii IBT 23096
Lineage: Eukaryota; Fungi; Ascomycota; Eurotiomycetes; Eurotiales; Aspergillaceae
Product: putative glucan 1,4-alpha-glucosidase
Exons: 5
Coding region: 1-1836 (611 amino acids)
Biological process (GO): polysaccharide catabolic process
Cellular component (GO): fungal-type vacuole
Molecular function (GO): glucan 1,4-alpha-glucosidase activity; starch binding
Source: RefSeq, a predicted model, not a curated record
AUGAAAGCUCUCAACUUGUUACUAGCUCUCGUCUCUCCCUCCCUCGCCAUCCCAUCCCUCUCUCCUCGCCAGUCGAGUCUCGACACAUGGCUCACACAGGAGGCAGAGAUCUCUCGCACUGCCAUCCUGAAUAAUAUCGGGGCUGACGGUGCCUGGGUGCCGGGGGCGCGCGCUGGUGUCGUGAUUGCGAGUCCGAGUCGGAAUGAUCCUGACUACUUCUACACCUGGACCCGCGACUCCGGACUGGUGCUCAAAACGCUGAUUGACCUGUUCCGCACCGGCGACACGACCCUGCUUCCCACCAUCGAGCAGUUCGUCACCUCGCAGGCGCGCAUCCAGGGCGUGUCGAACCCGUCCGGCGACCUCGCCAGCGGCGCAGGUCUCGGCGAGGCGAAGUUCAAUGCCGACGAGAGCGCGUUCACCGGCGGUUGGGGUCGGCCGCAGCGAGACGGGCCGGCGCUGCGAGCAACUGCGCUGGUCGGGUUGGGGCAGUGGUUGGUUGAGAACGGAUAUACGACCGUAGCAAAAGAGAUUGUCUGGCCGAUCGCGCGGAAUGAUCUGUCGUACGUCGCGCAGUACUGGAACCAGACAGGCUUCGACCUCUGGGAAGAAGUACAAGGCUCCUCCUUCUUCACCAUCGCCGUCUCGCACCGCGCCCUUGUCGAAGGCAGUACCUUUGCCCAGAGUGUCGGCGCGUCAUGCCCGUACUGCGACUCGCAAGCGCCCCAGAUUCGAUGCUACCUGCAGUCCUUCUGGUCCGGGACUGGGAAGUACAUCCUGGCGAACUUCGGCGGCGGACGCACCGGCAAAGACGCCAACACGCUGCUGGGCAGCAUCCACACCUUCGAUCCGGCCGCGGGAUGCGACGACGUCACCUUCCAGCCGUGCUCGCCGCGGGCGCUGGCAAACCACAAGGCCGUGACGGACUCGUUCCGGUCCAUCUAUGCCAUCAAUUCGGAGCGCAAGGCCAACGAGGCCGUCGCCGUGGGUCGCUACGCCGAGGACGUCUACUACGGCGGGAAUCCGUGGUUCCUGACGACGCUGGCGGCGGCGGAGCAGCUGUACGACGCGCUGUAUCAGUGGGAGAAGCUGGGGGAGCUGCGCAUCACGGACGUGUCGUUGCCGUUCUUUCAGGCACUGGAUAGCUCCGCCAGCGUGGGCAGUUAUGCGGCGUCGAGUGCGAAGUAUACGAGCUUGGUGAACGCCGUCAAGGCUUAUGCAGAUGGCUAUGUGGGAGUCGUUCAAACCUACGCAGCCUCCAACGGGUCCAUGGCCGAACAGAUCACCCGAUCAGACGGCAAACAGACCUCGGCACGCGAUCUCACCUGGUCAUACGCCGCUCUACUGACGGCCAACAACCGUCGCAACGCUGUGAUGCCGCCGUCCUGGGGUGAGCCCGCGGCGACCUCGCUGCCAACCAAGUGUAGCGCGACGUCCGCGACGGGCACAUACUCGAGCGUCGCGGUCACUAGCUGGCCGCCCAUCGGAGACACGCCGGGCACGUCGAUCCCCUGCGUAUCGCCCACAGCGGUGGCCGUGACGUUCGAGGUGACAGCGACGACGACCUGGGGGCAGGAUGUCAAGGUGGUCGGGUCGACUGCAGAGCUGGGAUCGUGGAGUCCGUCAGCUGCGAUCGCACUGAGCGCAGACCGGUACACGAGCAGCAACCCGCUGUGGUUUGGCACGGUCAACGUGCCGGUGGGCAAGACGAUCGAGUACAAGUAUAUUCGCGUGCAGAAUGGCGCGGUGACGUGGGAAAGCGAUCCGAAUCGCAGCCUUCGCGUAGAGGGCGGCUGCGGGGUGAGUGGGAAGGUGCAGAAGGAUUCCUGGCGGUGAUUUUAUCUCCUGCAGUGACUGGACUGCUGGACUUCUUAGCCUGAAGAUAUUCGCUCGGUUAUUCUUUAGCAGAUGAGCUCAUCUUCGUGUCGAGCACGUAAUCGGGCCGG